GCCGCCCAGAGAACGUAAGAGAAGCCAUACACCGAGGCUCCUCGCCCGCCCCAUCCAUGGCCGCGCCGCCGCUCCUCCUCCUGGGGGCCCUGCUGGGGGUGCCCUUCUCCGAGGCCUCCACCGCCCCGCAGGUGACCGCCAGCGUUGCCCCGACGGAGGCGGUGACUUUGGGGGUGCUGCUGCCGGGGCGCAACCUGCGCUACCCCUGGGCCUGGCCGCGCGUGCAACCCGCCCUGAGCCUGGCCCUGGAGGCCCAGCUGCGCCCCCUAGGCCUCGACGUGCGCACCGCCUUCGCCUCCACCGAGAACCAGGAGGGCCAAUGCGACUCCCGAGCGGCCUUCUUCAAGGCCACGGACCUGAAGCGCUCCCAAGCCCCCGACGUGCUGCUGGGGCCGGGCUGCUUCCGCCUACACGUCGUCGUGGAGUCCUUUGCCAAGUUCUCGCAGCUGCCGCUCCUCAGAGCCGGGGUCUACCUGCGGCGCCAAGAUUUCAGCGCGUCGGUCUACGCCGGCCCUGCGGGGCCCAACCUCCUCGAUUUCCAGGCCCAGCUGCUCCGCCACUUCCACUGGACCUCCCGCGCCCUCCUGCUCGCCAGCCGGCAGGUCGAUUACUGGCAGUACCCCGUGUGGGGCUUUGGGAAGCAGCUGGCAGCCACCAUCCCCAACAUCCGCGCCCGCGCUUACGUGUAUCAUCAGCCCGACGAGAAGGCGGUCCAGUUCAUCCAGGACAACAGAGUGGUCUUCAUCCUGGGGCCCCUGAAGAUGUUGCAGGAGAUCAUGCGCCUGGCCCAAGCUCAGAACAUGACCAGCGGUGACUACGUCUUCAUCUACCUGGACUUUCUGGGGGAAAGCCUGAGCGCCGAGGGGCAUCGCGAGGCAGCCAAGCCCUGGCAGAGCAAGGAGUGCCCAGAUUUGGGAGACCUCCGAGAGGCCUUCCGGACGGUGCUGAUGGUCACCCCCCAUGUGCCCCAAACCCCUGAAUACCGGCGUUUCCAGAGCCAGCUGAUCCAGCGUGCCCAGAGAGACUUUGGUGUGGCUGUGAAUGACUCACUGGGGACGCUGGUGGCCGGCUGCUUCCACGACGUGCUGCUGCUGUAUCUCGGGGCCCUGAAUGAGACGCUGCAGGAAGGCGGAACCAAGCGGAACACCAGCCGCAUCCUGGAGAAGAUGAGGGGCCUGAAAAUCCAGGGCGUCACUGGGACGGUGAGCCUCAACAGCAACAAUGACCGAGAGACAGAUUUCGACCUGCAGGCCAUGAGAGAUGUGGAGAGCGGAGAAUUCCAGGUGGUGGCUCAUUACGUGGGAGCAGACAAGCAGAUCGAGUGGCUGGGGCCCAUCCACUGGAAGAAGGGGAGCCCUCCUCUCGACAACCCGCCCGGUGUCUUCGACAUGGAUGACCCCUCCUGUGGUAAAGGUGGGGGGUAAAGGCUGAUGCUAUUGAGAUAAGCUUACCCCUAAGAACCGAAUGAAUCCUUGUGAAGCAUCACAAUUUAAAUUGAAACCCAGAUAUUCUUGAAUGCUGUUGUUUAUGUCUUCACAAAUAUUUUCCUUUGAAAAUAAAAAUUUAAUUGAUGUCCAAGGGGGUCCUUUGCCCUCUGAAGUCUGAGAAAGUAGACUACAUGUUACGCACGAAUGAUCAGAGAUUGUUUUGGAUCCUGUGUCAGAUGUUACUGUACUGCGUAAUACAGAUUUUGUUGUCCAAAAGGAAA
This is a messenger RNA of Heteronotia binoei (common prickly gecko), 1708 nucleotides long. RefSeq names its product atrial natriuretic peptide receptor 2-like. Gene Ontology annotation, molecular function: signaling receptor activity; peptide hormone binding. Gene Ontology annotation, cellular component: membrane. The transcript is spliced from 7 exons. The coding region runs from base 57 to 1424 and encodes 455 amino acids. The record is from RefSeq and is a predicted model, not a curated record. NCBI's taxonomy places the organism in Eukaryota, Metazoa, Chordata, Lepidosauria, Squamata, Gekkonidae.